Molecule: messenger RNA, 3169 nt
Organism: Cadophora gregata
Lineage: Eukaryota; Fungi; Ascomycota; Leotiomycetes; Helotiales; Ploettnerulaceae
Exons: 6
Coding region: 225-2099 (624 amino acids)
Source: RefSeq, a predicted model, not a curated record
AUUUCAACCUUCUCAAAAGAAAAGAAAACACCAGCAUCCCUGCCCUCGCUUAAUCCUCCAACCACUCAGACUGCUGACCGCAACUUCCAGUAUCAGAUAAGAUAACGCUGUCUGGGCUGGGCAGGAACCUUCAUCUGGAAUUUAGACUUUGUCCUUUUAAAUUUGGAUCUACAUCGAUACCGUGUCGCCGUCAAGAUCCAGAUGAUACAAUAGCAUCAACCGCGAUGGAUUUCACAACCAGUCUUUUCUACCCUGAAGGACGGCGGCGACACGGUUCAUGUGAUCAAUCGAAACCCCCAGCCACGAAGAGCCGCGUCUUCCGGAGAGCGCCAUGGCAAUUUUGGGCGAUUGUCUGUCUGUUGAUCAUAGGAAGUCUCAUAUUGACUCUUGCGGUGGGCUCGUUCCUUGGAAUGGAAUUUGGAGCUGCUCUGUGUCAUUUACGUGGGUUGUGGACCGGGUUCAGAGAGGUGAAAUCCGGGGUAGCGGGGUGGAGAUGGGGAGAGAUUCAGCCUUCGAAGGACAUAGUAUGGUAUCCAUGCUAUAGCAAGUUUGAUUGUGCUAGACUAGAAGUCCCCCUCGAUUGGCUGGAUCCAUCUGAUCCUAGACGAGCAACAAUCGCGAUUGUCAGACUCAAUGCGACUGAGAGAGCAAACUACAAGGGCCCUGUGUUCAUCAAUCCAGGGGGGCCAGGUGGAAGUGGAGCUUGGUUCGUCAAGCGACUGGGACCAUACUACCAGUAUGUCGUAGGAAGAAAUCAUGACAUAAUUAGCUUUGAUCCUCGCGGAGUAGGAGCUACAACUCCCCAUCUUAGCUGCUGGAACGCCUCAACAUCCAGAACCUCAUCCCUUCUCUGGGACCUUCAAGAGCCACCAGUCCUUGAUGCACAUCCUGGCACAAUCUAUGAUAGCUAUGCCCACGCCACAGCAUUAUCUGAACAAUGUACAACUCAGCUCGGAGACACAGCUCGGUUCGUCAGCACUCCAUCCGCAGCAAGAGACAUGCUGCACAUAAUGGAAAAGCUCGGCGAAUCUAAACUCAAGUACUGGGGCUUCAGCUACGGCACAUUCCUGGGUACGACGUUCGCAAGUCUCUUUCCUGAUAAAGUUGGACGGAUGGUAAAUGACGGGAAUGUUGAUGCGAGAGAUCUUGUCUCGGGAGCUCCGACGCACUUUCUGCAGGAUACGGAUAAAGUCAUGGAUUCGUUCUACCGGUUUUGUCACCUUGCUGGGCCGAAAUGGUGCGCUUUCUAUGCUUCAAGUCCGGAAGCGAUCGAGACUCGAUUGGAGUCUCUGCUGGAAAAUAUCAAAAAACAUCCUGUUAUCGUCUCAGCAUCAGCUUCCUCGAAUCUUCGACCUGAGAUCGUGACAUACUCGAAAGUCAAACGCUUGAUCACAUCUGCACUUUACCGACCACUGGUGAUGUUCCCUUCGCUUGCGGAGUCACUUGCUGCUCUUGAAUCCGGAGACGGUCGACCAUUCAUCAGACUCACAUCUCAAGGCGGUGAACAGCUGCCGGUGUGCGAGAGCCAUCAAGAUAAUCCAACCAACCCAAGGAAUCCCACCCCAGAAGUCCCAGAAGCUGAGGGCUCAGCUGACGCAAGAAAAGCAAUCAUUUGCUCUGACGGACUUAGUGUAGCGGAUAAUGUUGAAGGGUUCGAGACUUACGCGAAAAAGUUGCUGGAUGUGAGUAGGAGUGCGGGUUCUUCGAUGGCAAGCCUGGUUAUGGGGUGUGUGGGAUGGAAGAUCAAGGCGAAAUGGCAGUUCACAGGUCCCUUUGAAGGCAACACUUCACAUCCGAUUCUAUUCAUAGCCAAUAUAGCGGACAACGUCACGCCACUUCGUAGCGCGAUCGCAAAUGCAGAGGGAUUUCCUGGCUCUGUGGUCAUGAUUCAAGAUUCUUACGGUCACACCACACUGUCCUGUCCCUCCCGCUGCACAGCACGUACCAUCCGAGCAUACUUUCAGAACGGUACCCUCCCACCAAACGGAACCAUCUGUCCUGCAGACAUGGUUCCUUUCGAGCCCUGGGAGCUAGACUCAACUUCAGCUGAAGUGUCAUUGAUCCUGGGAGUGACGACGAGAAGUUCGAUUUUGCGCUGAAGGAGCUGAUGAUGCAUUGAUGGCUCCCGUGCUUGGGUUUUGAGAGCUGUUCUAAAGCGGGAGAAUUAGUCGUUCAUUAGAAGUUCUCUUUGGUUAGAUCCAUGGCUAUGGCUAGAGAUCGUGAUGGGGCGUUUUGGAAUAUUGGAUGAGAUGGGUGACUUGAUGCUUUGCGACGAUGCUCUUCGAUUCUCUUCUACUCGGUGUUAGUACUUCCCAUCAUUUAGGUUCAUUGCUUGCAAUUAGACCAUUAGAUUUAAUCUGUUGGAUUUUUCAUAAAAUCACGAAGAUGAGGUCGAAGUGAAUGGUUCUUUGCUCGAGUUGAAGUAUUUGCUCUGUCAAGCAGACAAUAUAGCUGAUGCUACAUAUGCUUCCAUCUUUCUGGUCAUAUCUCUAUGAAAAUGCAACCAAUACAGCAAUUCCCACCUUCUGUACUUUAUCACUUCCUCCUUUUCUACUGUCCUUGAUGCCACCAUUUAGCAUCAAUCCUCAAAAUAGCCAAAGCAACUCCACAACACGAUCAACAUUUCCCACGACCCUCUCCACAUUCUCCCCACUAUUCACACGCUCGACAUAAAUCUGCCUGACACCCACUCCAUCAACUACACUCGCCUCCACCAACCUCGCACUGCUCUUAUCUCCCUUUUCCAUCGGCUCUCUCAAAGGCCCCCCAUGAUGCACAAAAUUCCACGCCUCCCCAUCCCACGUCUUCUCAAUCUCUUCCAAUCUUACUCCACCCUCUUUGAUACCCUUGGUAUACUCCACCACUGAAAAGCCAUUACUCAGCACGAAAUCAUCCUCAAACGCCCAUCGCUGAAACACGCAUUCGAAACCACAGGCUUUUGACACGUUACUAGCAAGUGGGACAUCAACAUCGUACCAAGACCUCCAGUGAUGAAUUGUCAGCAUGCGUCUGCCACUUUCGAAAUAUCCCGAUGCAUCUCCUUUGAUGUCCAUUUGGUUAAGCUCGUAAUCGAAUGUAGGCCGAACGGAGGAGUGAGCGUUCAAACACUCGUUGACAGCUUGAUCACCUUGGUCAUUCGGGAUAUUGAGGCAAGCUUCCCAGAUCUCUG